AUGGCUCAUGCUAUGCAGAACCAACCUAAUGGUGACGAGAAUGCAGGAUCUCGUAGUUUGGCGACUUUCCAAAGGGAGAAUCCGCCGGUGUUCAAGGGUACGCAUGACCCUGAUGGUGCUCUUGAUUGGUUGAAGGAGAUCGAGCGAAUCUUCCGUGUUAUGGAUUGUACUCCUGCACAGAAGGUUAGAUAUGGCACUCAUAUGCUGGCUAAGGAAGCGGAUGAUUGGUGGCUAGAGACCCGUAGGAGGUUGGAGGCUCAUGAAAUCAAGAAAGCGGUUAGUUACCAGAAGAUCCGUAUUUUUGCUGAUUUGGUGGAUAGUUGUCGGAUUUAUGAGGAGGACAACAAUGCUCAUUAUCGUGUUAUUAAUGAGAAGAGGGGCAAGAAUCAACAAAGCCGCGAGAAACCGUAUGAUGCUGGUAAAGGGAAGCAAAGAGUUACUCAUGGUCAUAAGACUAGUGGGGGAGAUGCUCCUGCUAGGAUUAUAUGCUUCAAAUGUGGUCGACCUGGUCAUAAGAGCAAUGCUUGUACUACUGAUAUGAAGAGGUGUUAUCGUUGUGGUAAGACGGGACACAUGUCAUCUGAUUGUAAGCAUAAGGAUGUUGUUUGCUUUAACUGUGGUGCGGAGGGGCAUUUUGAUAGCCAGUGUCAGAAGCCAAAGAAGACAACUGUAGGUGGUAAAGUGUUUGCUUUGUCAGGAACUCAGACAUCUAGUGAGGAUGGCCUUGUUAGAGAAAUGGUUGUCGAACUCCCCGCUAAGGGAACGGUGACUACUUCUCUAAUGUGUUUGGAUUGUCCUCUGUCAAUCUUUGAUAGGGACUUUGUUGUUGACUUUGUGUGUUUACCGCUUGUUGGUUUGGAUGUGGUAUUGGGUAUGAAUUGGUUGAAACGCAACUACGUUCAUAUCAAUUGUUUUAACAACACGGUGAGAUUUUCUUCCCUUGAAGAAGAAGGAGUUGGUUUGUUGAAUGGUAAGCAGUUGAAGCAACUGAUGCAAGACGAAGCACAAAUGUUCUCAUUGAUGGCGUCCUUGUCUUUUGAGAAUCAAGUUCGAAUUGAUGAGUUAAAGGUGGUGAGAGAAUUUUCUGAAGUGUUUCCUGAUGACAUUCCUGAUGUACCUCCAGAAAGAGAAGUUGAGUUUACGAUUGAUCUUAUUAACAAUGACUUCCUUGACAAUAUUAGAGAGACUCAGAAGCUAGAUGUGAAGUUGGUGGAUUUGAUGGUGGGAAGCGAUCGACUUGAGAACGGUGAUUUCAAGUUAGAUGCACGUGGUGUGUUGAGAUUCCGAGAUCGUAUUUGCAUUCCUGAUGAUGAAGAGAUUAGGAAGGCGAUUCUUGAAGAGAGUCAUAGAAGCAAUUUAAAUCCGUCUCAUGUGAUUCGGAUGGACGAUGUGCAAGUGCGCGAUAAUCUCACAGUAGAGACGAUGCCUGUGCGAAUUGUGGAUCGCGAAGUGAAGGUUCUAAGAGGCAAAGAGAUUCCAUUGGUGAAAGUUGUCUGGUUGGGAGCUGCUGCGUUUUGGGAAUUUUCUGAGUAUUUGAGAUUAGACCGUAAAAAUGAGCUAUUGAGUAAUAAGUCGGUAUAUUAA
Molecule: messenger RNA, 1584 nt
Organism: Vicia villosa (hairy vetch)
Lineage: Eukaryota; Viridiplantae; Streptophyta; Magnoliopsida; Fabales; Fabaceae
Exons: 6
Coding region: 1-1584 (527 amino acids)
Biological process (GO): positive regulation of cytoplasmic translation
Cellular component (GO): cytoplasm
Molecular function (GO): single-stranded RNA binding; translation regulator activity; mRNA binding
Source: RefSeq, a predicted model, not a curated record